AUGGCAGAGGAAGUGGUAGUAGCCAAAUUUGAUUAUGUGGCCCAACAAGAACAAGAGCUGGACAUCAAGAAGCAUGAGAGAUUGUGGCUUCUGGAUGAUUCUAAGUCCUGGUGGCAAGUUCGAAAUUCCAUGGAUAAAACGGGUUUUGUGCCUUCUAACUACGUGGAAAGGAAAAACAGUGCUUGGAAAGCAUCGAUUGUAAAAAACCUAAAGGAUACGUAAGACAUUGGAAAAGUGAAAAGGAAACCUAGUGUGCCAGAUUCUGCACCUCCUGCUGAUGAUAGCUUUGUUGACCCAGGGGAACGUUUGUAUGACCUCAACAUGCCUGCUUAUGUAAAAUUUAACUACAUGGCAGAGAGAGAGGAUGAAUUGUCAUUGAUACGAGGGACAAAGGUGAUCGUCAUGGAGAAAUGCAGUGAUGGGUGGUGGUGGCGUAGCUACAAUGGACAUGUUGGAUGGUUCCCUUCAAACUACGUGACUGAGGAAGGCGACAGUCCUUUGGGUGACCAUGUGGGUUCUUUGUCAGAGAAAUUAGCAGCAGUCGCCAGUAACCUAAAUACCGGGCAAGUGUUACAUGUGGUACAGGCUCUUUACCCAUUCAGCUCGUCCAAUGAUGAAGAACUUAAUUUUGAGAAAGGCGAUGUAAUGGAAGUUAUUGAAAAACUUGAAAAUAACCCUGAGUGGUGGAAAUGCAGGAAGAUCAAUGGAAUGGUUGUUCUGGUGCCGAAAAGCUAUGUUACCAUCAUGCAGAAUAAUCCAUUAACCUCAGGUUUGGAACCACCGCCUCCACAGUGUGAUUACCUUAGGCUUUCACUCACUGGAAAGCUUGCUGGCAAUCCAUGGUAUUAUGGGAAAGUCACCAGGCACCAAGCAGAAAUGGCAUUAAAUGAAAGAGGGGAUGAAGUUGAUUUCUUCAUUCAUGAUAGUGAAUCUGCAAAUGAUUUUUCAGUAUCACUAAAAGCACAAGGGAAAAACAAGCAUUUUAAAGCCCAACUAAAAGGGACUGUCUACUGCAUUGGGCAGAGUAAAUUCAGCACCAUGGAAGAACUUGUAGAACAUUACAAAAAGGCACCAGUUUUUACAAGUGAACAAGGAGAAAAAUUGUAUCUUAUCAAGCAUUUAUCAUGA
Kogia breviceps (pygmy sperm whale) is the source of this 1128-nucleotide messenger RNA. NCBI's taxonomy places the organism in Eukaryota, Metazoa, Chordata, Mammalia, Artiodactyla, Physeteridae. The record is from RefSeq and is a predicted model, not a curated record.